CAAUCCUCAAACUUUGUUCAUUUGCAGCGUUUUAUGUCAUUCAAGGAGGAGGUGGAGUUUCUUCGUUCUAGGCUGUACAAAUGGGAAGGUGAUGCCAAUACCUUCCACAAAGAAGGACCUUACAUUGAGGUGGUGACUUCACCAAGCAAUCCUGAUGGAACAAUUCGACGAGCUGUGGUGAAUCGUGGAGGCAAGCUGAUUCAUGAUCUUGCUUAUUACUGGCCUCAAUAUACCCCGAUCACUGGUGCCGCUGAUCAUGACAUUAUCUUGUUUACCUUCUCCAAGUGCACUGGGCAUGCCGGUUCUCGAAUUGGAUGGGCGAUUGUCAAAGAUGAGCAGGUGGCCAGUAAGAUGACGAAGUUUAUUGAGCUGAGCAGCAUUGGUGUGUCAAAAGAGUCCCAGCUCCGAGCUGCAAAGAUUCUCGAGGCACUUAACGAUGGCCUGGAAAACGAUACUAGGUCGGAUAACUUCUUUGAAUAUGGCCGUCGCAUCAUGGCUGAACGAUGGGAGAAACUACGGAAGAUAGUGGAAAGCAGUAGCAAGAUUUUUGGUCUUCUGGAAUAUCCGGAUGAGUUCUGCAACUUCAGCAAAGGAAUAACCGGAUCAUACCCUGCUUUUGCGUGGCUGGAGAGUAAAAAGAACGAGGACAUAGCGAAUCUUCUGGGGGCACAUAAGAUGCUGACGAGAACAGGAACUCGAUUUGGGACAGAGUCGAAGUAUGUAAGGAUAAGCAUGAUGAGUCGAGAUGAGGUUUUCAAUUUGUUCUUGGAGAGGUUGGCUGCAGCCAAAGCAAGCAAUGGGAAUGAUCACUAGCUGGGAAGGAUAUUGGUGGGUCACGGAUAACUCUGAGUCUAGGCGUAGAAAGCGAAUUAUUUAAGCGUUUAUCACAGAUGCAGCCCUUGAUGGGUCUGGUUAAUUUUGCCCUUUUCAAUUCCUAUGUUUUUCUAGGCCUAAAGCAAAUCCGUGCGAAUGCUUUUUCUUUGAUGUUCAAAUUCAUCAAUGAGAAUGCUGUUCUUCUAUAUGCAUCAGUUUUAAAUA
Messenger RNA from Rubroshorea leprosula, 1038 nucleotides. NCBI's taxonomy places the organism in Eukaryota, Viridiplantae, Streptophyta, Magnoliopsida, Malvales, Dipterocarpaceae. The record is from the annotation of a GenBank genome assembly.